AUGAUUAACUGCAAUCCUACUAGUGUUCCCAUAGACCUGAAUGUGAAAGUUUCUAAAUUUGAAGAUGAAGAAGAUUUUGAUGCAACGAGAUAUCGAAAGAUUGUCGGGUGUCUCCGGUACCUUUUACAGACUCGGCCAGAUUUGGCGUUUUCGAUCGGAGUAGCCAGUCGGUACAUGCAAUGCCCGAAGCAAUCUCAUGCAGCUCUCAUCAAGCAAAUUCUUCGCUAUUUAAAAGGUACUUUUAGUUAUGGCAUUACCUAUACUCGAGGAGAAAAUAUGUUGGUCGGUUAUAGCGAUAGUAGUCACAACAAAGAUCCGGACGAUGGAAGAAGUACUACAGGACACGUGUUUUAUUUUGGGUCUUCCCCAAUUACUUGGUGUUCUCAAAAGCAAAGUACAGUUGCAUUAUCAUCGUGUGAGGCGGAGUAUAUGGCGGCUAGUGCAGUCGCGUGUCAGGCGGUUUGGCUAAAAGAAUUAAUUGGUGAAUUACUCGACAAGAAAAUUCAAGCGGCUGUGUUACGUGUAUACAUCGGCAAUAGCUCUCGUGAGGAACCCGGUUUUCCAUGGAAGGAGCAAACACAUUAA
Molecule: messenger RNA, 585 nt
Organism: Helianthus annuus (common sunflower)
Lineage: Eukaryota; Viridiplantae; Streptophyta; Magnoliopsida; Asterales; Asteraceae
Product: secreted RxLR effector protein 161-like
Exons: 1
Coding region: 1-585 (194 amino acids)
Source: RefSeq, a predicted model, not a curated record